AUCAACUCAAAAUUAGGAAGAGUUAUAACGACGACAAUUAGUAAUAGACUCACAGAUUCGGCCAUUCGGGCUUCAUCAUCACUUCUUAACGACGACGACGACAAAAAAACUCUCAACCCUGUUUCUGAUCAGCUUCUCUACUUCUCUCUUCCAUGGCGACGACUCUCGCCGUCUGAAUUGGGGUGUGUGAAAAUCGAAGUGUAGAGGUUUGAAAUUAGGGGUUUGUAUUUGAAUAGUUAUGGAUGGGAAUAAGGAUGAUGCUUCUAGGUGUUUGAGAAUCGCCGAAGACGCCAUUGUUUCUGGUGAUAAAGAAAGAGCGUUGAAAUUUAUCAAGAUGGCUAAGCGUCUUAAUCCAAGUCUCUCUGUUGAACAACUUGUUGCUGCUUGUGACAAUCUGGGCUCAGUUUCAAAGAAUCCGUCUCUUGAUGAAAAGCUCAAAACUGUGGAUGGUGAUGAUAAGCUUGAGACUGGGAAGGGUGAUGAGAAAAAGAAGUAUACUGUGGAAAAUGUUGAGUUGGUUAGGAAUGUAAAUAGGAACAGUGACUACUACGCGAUUUUGGGUUUAGAGAAGAACUGUUCGGUUGAAGAGAUUAGAAAAGCUUAUAGGAAGUUGUCUUUGAAAGUUCAUCCGGAUAAGAACAAGGCACCUGGUUCAGAGGAGGCGUUUAAGAAAGUUUCCAAAGCGUUUACGUGUUUGAGUGAUGGUAACUCGAGGAGCCAGUAUGAUCAGGUGGGGUUUGUUGAUGAGUUUGAUCAUGUUGAGAGGCGGAAUCGUAGGCCCAGGAGGAGAUAUAACACGCGGAAUGGUUUCUUUGAUGACGAGUUUGAGCCAGAUGAGAUAUUCAGGUCGUUUUUUGGUCAACAACAACAACGAAACAUGUUCCGUGCUUCCCAUGCUUAUAGGACUAGACAAGCGCGUAACCAACCCCGACAGGAGGAGCCUAGUUUGGCUGGACCAAGCUGUUUGACGAUUAUUCAGAUUCUACCAUUCUUUCUACUUUUGUUGCUGGCGUAUCUACCCUUUUCUGAACCCGAGUAUUCUCUGCACAAGAGCACUUCUUAUCAGAUACCAAAGACAACACAGAAUAUGGAGAUUAGCUUUUUUGUUAGAUCAUCAUCAGCCUUUGAUGAGAAGUUUCCGCUCGGUAGCUCUGCUCGAGCUAACCUUGAGGGCAACGUGAUCAAAGAGUGCAAACACUUUCUUUUCCAGUCUUGUCGCAUGGAGCUCCAAAAACGCCGGUGGAACAAGAAGAUACCAACCCCUCACUGCAUUGAACUUCAAGAUCGCGGAUUUGUUGAUAGGCAAAUACCGAUAUGAUACCCGCCGAGGGCUGUCCAACAUUCCCUGAAGACAGCCUGAUCUUGAUGUUACAGAGGUUCCUGGGCUGAACGUAUAAACUGUAAUGUGUAGGGAGGAUAACAAUAAUAUUUCCUUUUUUUUGUCGCAUAUAGAGUUGAAGAUGAUAAUUCCUUGGAGAAUAUUGAGAACAACAAAGAAGAAAUGCUCAUAACAGAGGUACCUGUUGCAUACUCA
Messenger RNA from Camelina sativa (false flax), 1534 nucleotides. Its product is annotated as chaperone protein dnaJ 49-like. Gene Ontology annotation, molecular function: Hsp70 protein binding. The record is from RefSeq and is a predicted model, not a curated record. Gene Ontology annotation, biological process: cellular response to misfolded protein. Gene Ontology annotation, cellular component: endoplasmic reticulum membrane. NCBI's taxonomy places the organism in Eukaryota, Viridiplantae, Streptophyta, Magnoliopsida, Brassicales, Brassicaceae.